Molecule: messenger RNA, 2421 nt
Organism: Misgurnus anguillicaudatus (oriental weatherfish)
Lineage: Eukaryota; Metazoa; Chordata; Actinopteri; Cypriniformes; Cobitidae
Gene: tulp3
Product: TUB like protein 3
Biological process (GO): protein localization to cilium
Cellular component (GO): cilium
Source: RefSeq, a predicted model, not a curated record
ACCAUUCUUUGUAAACCCUAGAAAUGGUUGUGUGUGAAAAUCCCAGUAACUGAGCAGAUUGUGAAAUACUCAGACCGGCCCGUCUGGCACCAACAACCAUGCCACACUCAAAAUUGCUUAAAUCACCUUUCUUUCCCAUUCUGACAUUCAGUUUGGAGUUCAAGAGAUUGUCUUGACCAGGAACACACCCCUAAAUGCAUUGAAGCAACUGCCAUGUGAUUGGUUGAUUAGAUAAUUGCAUUAAUGAGAAAUUGAACAGGUGUUCCUAAUAAUCCUUUAGGUGAGUGUAUAUAGCAGUGCAAAAAAUUUACAUUUCACUGAGUAUAAUAGCGUCUUUAAAACUCAUGAAAGGUGAAAUGACUGUGUUUGGCACAAUCAAUCAUAGUGCUGGUAUGCAUCGAUGUGUGUGAACGCUCAGAUGUGGAAGUGUUUGUAGUUCAUAGAUGUAUCGGUUCCUCAUGGGACACGCAGUAGCGUUCUGCUUUUCAAAGGGCGUCUGUGGGGUGUUGUUGUCGUAGUAACCAGUAGCCUUCACCUGAGGGCUGCCGUGCACAAGCUCCCUCAUGAACUAAACACAGGUAGAAACGCUUGAACCCGGACCGACACAUUCAGACACACACUCAGCAUGGACACAAUGAAGAGCUCUUCACAGCCCUCUUACAGCCGAUGGUCAUACAGACCCUCAAGUUCAUCCAGCUUCGCAUCCACAGCCAUGACCAGCACAUUAGAGGACGACAGUCUGAGCCUCAGACAGCAGAAGCUGGAGAAACAGAGGGCGCUGUUGGAGCAGAAACAGAGGAGGAAACGUCAAGAACCACUAAUGGUGCAGCCCAAUCCAGAGGGUCGUCCACGGCGCUCGCGACCCCGCCGCAGUGAGGAGCAGGCGCCCCUCGUAGAGCCCCACGUCAAUACGGCCAGUGACAUCAUCUUAGACGGUAUUGAUGGGCCUGCGUCAUUGCUGAGUUCAGAGGGUCCAGAUCUGGGCAGUAAAAUCCAGGUUCUGUCAGUCGGUCCACCACCGCAGCUGUCGCUCCCAACCACAGAAGAGCCCGAGACAGACGCCGAUACUGAAACUCUGCUCGAACCCAAAACAGACAUACACACACUGCUGCAGAGACGCGGACUCUCUGCCAGCAUGAACUAUGAUGAGGCGAGCGAGGAUGAUGAAGAUGAAGAUAGAAGCCGCUCUCUCUCACCGCAUACUGAAAGCACAAGGCCCGCGUCUGCGUCCAGCACUCAAUCCACCACGGAGUGCGUUCCUCUAAAUUCCCCGUCCGCUGAGGGCACCUCCAUUGAGGUGGAUAAUCUGGAGGAGUUUGUGCUCCGUCCAGCACCACGAGGAGUCACGGUGAAGUGUCGCAUCUCGCGGGAUAAGAAGGGCAUGGACCGCGGCCUCUACCCUACAUACUUCAUGCACCUCGAGAGGGAAGACGGCAAGAAGGUGUUUUUAUUGGCUGGACGGAAGAGGAAAAAGAGCAAAACAUCAAACUAUCUGAUCUCAGUAGAUGCCACAGAUCUGUCUCGUGAGGGCGAGAGCUUUAUAGGAAAACUGAGGUCUAAUCUGAUGGGAACUAAGUUCACUGUCUAUGAUAACGGCACCAACCCUACGAAAAACCCAGGAGCUCUGCUGGAAGAAAACAACACACGACAGGAGCUCGCUGCUAUCUGCUACGAGACUAAUGUUCUUGGAUUUAAGGGCCCGCGAAAGAUGACUGUGAUUAUUCCUGGCAUGAACAUGAAUUUUGAACGGGUUCCGGUUCGACCCGCAUGCGAUCAGGAGUCUCUGCUGAAUAAAUGGCAGAAUCAUUCGCUGGAGAAUCUGAUAGAGCUACACAAUAAAGCCCCGGUGUGGAACGACGACACGCAGUCUUACGUGCUGAACUUUCAUGGCAGGGUCACGCAGGCCUCCGUCAAGAACUUUCAGAUUGUCCACGACAACGACCCUGACUACAUUGUGAUGCAGUUUGGUCGGGUGGCAGAAGACAUCUUCACUCUGGACUUUAACUACCCCAUGUGUGCUCUGCAAGCCUUUGCUAUCGGCCUGUCCAGCUUUGACAGCAAGCUUGCCUGCGAAUGACCUGUGACCUUUUAAAAGCCCAACACGUCUCUACAUAAAACACACACCUCUUCCACUCCGGGGCACAAGAGCACGAUUCAUCCCUGCGGACGGCAGGUGAACAGAGGAUUUGUGCUUCAACAUCACAAAGUAGAGAAAUGAGAAGCUGAAGUAUGUUUUGAAAUCAUGUCGUUCGAGUUAUUGUUGUGGAUGAUCGUUACACCAUAAACGAAUGCUUUAAUGGACCAAUAGAAAGAAACAAAGGAUAUUCUUUCUUAAACUAAGAGACUUUAGAUUUUCAGUUUAUCUCCUUUGGUGUUUUGUGUGUUAAAAAUGUCAUUGUUAUCAUAAAAUUGUCAAUAACA